Molecule: messenger RNA, 1584 nt
Organism: Oncorhynchus nerka (sockeye salmon)
Lineage: Eukaryota; Metazoa; Chordata; Actinopteri; Salmoniformes; Salmonidae
Product: dipeptidase 2-like
Exons: 11
Coding region: 188-1498 (436 amino acids)
Biological process (GO): proteolysis
Molecular function (GO): metallodipeptidase activity
Source: RefSeq, a predicted model, not a curated record
AUGACCACACUGCGUAAUGUACUCGAUCUAUUCUAUACGUUACAGUACAAUUUAUUUCAGUUACUCACGUAGCCUACAUCUGGGCGGAGGGAGCUAGAAAAUUAGCAUUAUUGAAUUGUGAUGUUCGGAUUUAUGCAUCAUUCGUUGUAAAAAAAAACGACCAGCUGAUCGAACAACUUGCACAAAUAUGAUAUCGCGGAUACUCCAUGGAGGUGAUUUUCUAAACCUGGGGACGAACUUGAUGCUGUGUUUUCUCUGUGGGAUGACAUCGGGAGAUCCUACAACAGGAAGUGCAUUUGGCUUGAUGACAAAAUACCCUUUGAUUGAUGGACAUAAUGACCUAGCUUUGAUGCUGAGGAUUCUCCACGGCAACAGACUGAGUCAGGUUGACCUGCACAACAUCAGCAAAGUGGCCACGGACAUCAACAGACUCACAACGGGACACGUCGGCGCUCAGGUGUUUGCAGCCUACGUGUUGUGUGGCGCCCAGGCGAAGGAUGCUGUGAGGCUCACACUGGAACAGAUAGACGUGAUCAACCGUAUGUGUACGGAGAACCCAGAACUGGAGCUAGUUACAUCUGCCAAAGGACUAAAUGACACUAACAGGAUAGCGUGUCUGAUCAGCAUUGAGGGAGGUCAUUCAAUAGACAGCAGCCUGCCAACCCUGCGUAUGUUUUACCAGCUGGGGGUUCGCUCCAUGGCCCUCACACACACCUGCAAUACACCAUGGGCUGAGUCCUCCUCAACAAUUUAUGAUGUCUAUCAAAGAGAAAAUGACAGCCUAACAGACUUCGGUAAGGAUGUGGUGAAGGAGAUGAACAGAUUGGGGAUGAUAGUAGACCUGUCCCAUAGUUCCUGGGCCACAGCCAGGGCAGUACUGCAGAUCUCUAAGGCUCCAGUUAUUUUCAGCCACUCCUCAGCCCAUGCCGUGUGUAACCACAGCCGCAAUGUUCCUGAUGACUUGCUCCGCGAACUGAAGGAGAACGGAGGACUCAUCAUGGUUAAUCUGCACAGUGGGUUUGUGGCUUGCCAUGGCCAAGCCAAUAUCUCCAUUGUGGCUGACCAUUUUACCCACAUUAGGAAGGUGGUUGGAUCUGAGUCAAUAGGAAUAGGAGGGGACUUUGAUGGAGCUUCUAAGUUUCCUCUUGGAUUAGAGGAUGUGUCCAAGUAUCCUGCUCUGAUCCAGGAGCUGCUGAAGAGACACUGGACAGAGAACGAGUUGUCCGGGGUCCUCAGACACAACUUCCUACGUGUGUUCAAGGAGGUUGAGAAAGAGCGUGACAGGCAGAAAGCGAAAGGAACUCUCCCCAGUGAAGCUCAGAUCGACUUGACUAGGGUUCAGAACCCCUGCAGACUGGUACUCAGGCGACCUGACCACCAGACGACAAAGAUGGAACAGAUGUACUCCAAGGGCCACAGUGAACUGGUGGUCCCCAGGAGUCUGGUCUGGACCAUGGUUAUACUAAUCUCCUGCCUCUGUGUCCUGAUGGACCAUUAAGACUAUAAUAUGGCCUCCAUUCAAUCAGAUCCAGUGGUAACCCAGGUUGACCGAUAUCCUGAUAGCGGAUGUUUUGGCAGCAUUGG